Heterobasidion irregulare TC 32-1 is the source of this 1989-nucleotide messenger RNA. RefSeq lists its product as uncharacterized. The transcript has 10 exons. Bases 1 to 1989 code for a protein of 662 amino acids. Gene Ontology annotation, molecular function: protein binding; peptidyl-prolyl cis-trans isomerase activity. NCBI's taxonomy places the organism in Eukaryota, Fungi, Basidiomycota, Agaricomycetes, Russulales, Bondarzewiaceae. Gene Ontology annotation, biological process: protein folding; protein peptidyl-prolyl isomerization. The record is from RefSeq and is a predicted model, not a curated record.
AUGUCUGACAUCGAGCAACAAGAUUCUUCAGUUCUUGGAAAGCGCGUACGCAAUGGUGCGGACGGUCAGCAGGAGCAUGAUACCAUGGGGCCUCCGCCAGUACCAGCGGACUCCAAUGACACACAGGACGAUGACAGCGACGAGGAUAUGGGGCCGAUGCCCAUGCCGGACAGUGGUGCUGCAAACGGUGGGGUGAAAAAGAAACGAAAAGUACUCCCUCAUGAGCGAUUGUUCCUCGACCAUCUUCCCAGCGCCGACCGCUAUUACAAGAGUUUCAUGCACCGCGACGUGAUCAAUUAUUGUGUUUCCACAAAAACUGAAUUCAUCAUCACGACAUCCGUGGACGGACAUCUGAAGCUAUGGAAGAAGCAAGACACCGGCAUCGAGUUCGUCAAGCACUACAGGGCGCACCUCUUACCCAUAACGGGCAUCUCAGCAAGCGCGGAUGGGCAACUCUUGGCCAGCAUCUCAGAAGACGGGAGUGCGAAAGUGUUCGAUGUGGUGAACUUUGAUAUGAUCAAUAUGAUAAAGCUGGGUUUCACUCCUCGCGCGUGCUGCUGGGUACAUAGAAGAGGACAAGCUCAGGGUUUACUUGCUGUCUCUGAAGAUAACUCAGGGACUAUUCGCUUGUACGAUGCGCGUGGAGACGGUACAGUACUAGAGACAAUCACGCGGCUGCAUCGCUUCCCAGUCCAUCUCAUGACAUUCAGUGACAGAUACGAUUGUGUAAUAUCUGCAGAUGAGGGUGGAUUUGUUGAAUAUUGGCAGCCUUCGGAUCCCUUUGAGCUGCCCAAAAAUGCUUCUGGCAUGUGGUCAUUCAAGACCCAAACUGACUUAUACGAGUUCAAAAAGUCGAAAUCUGUUCCGACAUGUAUUACGCUCUCGCCGGAUUCUUCUUCAUUUGCCACAUUUUCUCUUCCCGACCGCCAAAUUCGAGUUUUCUCCUUCCUCACAGGUAAAAUGACGCGCAAAUACGAUGAGUCGCUAGCAGCCAUUCAGGAGAUGCAGCAGGCUGGGACUGCGGUGUACAAAGUAGAAGAUAUGGAGUUUGGACGACGACUCGCGGCGGAGAAGGAGCUCGAGCUACCCGGCCCAGACGGUAAGAUUCCAGGACAUUGGAUCAAUGCUGUAUGGGACGAGAGCGGAGCCUUUUUACUUUACCCUACGUUAUUGGGUAUCAAAGUGGUCAACACUGUAACAAAUCGCGUUGCCCGACUUUUAGGUAAGGAUGAGACAGUGCGAUGGAUGAACUUGAGCUUGUAUCAGGGUGCUCCUGCGAAGAAAGGAUUCACGACUGUCGCUAUGGCAGCUUCUGCCAAUCCAAUCCUUGCGGAUAAAGCUGCUCGCGAUCCCACUCUUUUUUGUACGGGCUAUAAGCGUCAGCGGUUCUACAUGUUUACACGCGGCGAACCAGAGGACAACAAAUCUGGCGAUCGUGAUAUCUUCAACGAGCGUCCCACUCGCGAAGUUCAAACCAUCGCUGCCGCUGCCGCAUCUUCCAGAGCGCUUGCUUCUCCACUUGCAACAUCUGCCACCAUCCACACGACUGAAGGAGACAUCCACAUGCGCUUGUUCCCUGCACAAGCACCAAAAGCCGUGGAAAAUUUCAUUGGACACGCGAAGAGUGGCUACUUUGAAGGCGUAAUUUUCCAUCGUGUCAUUCCCAAGUUUAUGAUUCAAACUGGCGAUCCGCUGGGCGAUGGAACGGGUGGAACGAGUAUCUGGGGAAAGGAAUUUGAAGACGAGUUCUCAGAUGAUCUGAAGCACGACCGGCCGUACACCGUGAGCAUGGCGAAUGCUGGUCCCAACACAAACGGCUCUCAAUUCUUCAUCACGACUACGGCGACGCCUUGGCUCGACAAUAAACACACGAUCUUCGGACGUGUGAUGUCGGGGUUGGAGACGGUGCAUAUCAUUGAGAAUGCGAAGGCGAACAAGACAGACAAACCAUUUGAGGACAUUAAGAUUAUUAACGUCGUUAUUGAGUAG